AUGAGCUAUGAGGAUGUGCAGCAUCGCCGUGAGAAUGAUCGGGAGAAGAUCAACCAGUGGCAGCAUGCGAUCGACGAUGCACAAAGUGAACUGGAAAUGCUUCGUGCUCGUUGGCGCCAGCUGACCGAUGAAGAGAAACGUUUGAACGGGGACAAUGCUCGCAUCUGGGAAGAACUCCAGAAAGCUCGUAAUGAUCUGGAUGAAGAAACCCUGGGACGCAUCGAUUUCCAAAAUCAAGUCCAGACGCUAAUGGAGGAACUGGAAUUCCUGAGACGUGUACAUGAGCAGGAGGUGAAAGAGCUCCAGGCUUUGCUGGCUCAAGCUCCAGCUGAUACACGCGAA
Molecule: messenger RNA, 342 nt
Organism: Gongylonema pulchrum
Lineage: Eukaryota; Metazoa; Nematoda; Chromadorea; Rhabditida; Gongylonematidae
Source: the annotation of a GenBank genome assembly